Molecule: messenger RNA, 487 nt
Organism: Cuscuta campestris
Lineage: Eukaryota; Viridiplantae; Streptophyta; Magnoliopsida; Solanales; Convolvulaceae
Source: the annotation of a GenBank genome assembly
UGUACAAAUAAGUCUGAAAAUUUGGAGAGAAAAAGAAAGAGAGAAGAUGGAGAAGAUAGCCCACAGGACGGUGGCGGUGAACGGGAUAAACAUGCAGGUGGCGGAGUCUGGGGAAGAGGGGCGGCCGUUGGUGCUCCUCCUCCACGGCUUCCCGGAGCUUUGGUACUCCUGGCGCCACCAGAUCGUCUUCCUCGCCGCCAGAGGCUACCGCGCGGUGGCACCGGACCUCCGUGGCUACGGCGACACCACUCGGGCCCCCAACGACGACCCAUCAAAGUUCACGGUGUUCCACGUCGUGGGGGACCUGGUGGCCCUCCUGGCGGCCGUAGCCCCGGGGAGUGCAGAGAAGGUGUUUGUGGUUGGGCAUGACUGGGGGGCAAUGAUUGCCUGGCAUCUGUGCCAGUUUAGGCCAGAUAGAGUGAGGGCUUUGGUGAACUAAGUUCAGAAUCAGGACAUGAAAGAAGAAGCAUAAAAGAAAGGAAAAGGG